Rhagoletis pomonella (apple maggot) is the source of this 717-nucleotide messenger RNA. Its product is annotated as 60S ribosome subunit biogenesis protein NIP7 homolog. Gene Ontology annotation, biological process: ribosomal large subunit biogenesis; ribosome assembly. The record is from RefSeq and is a predicted model, not a curated record. Gene Ontology annotation, cellular component: nucleus; preribosome, large subunit precursor; nucleolus. NCBI's taxonomy places the organism in Eukaryota, Metazoa, Arthropoda, Insecta, Diptera, Tephritidae. Gene Ontology annotation, molecular function: RNA binding. The transcript has 3 exons. Bases 111 to 653 code for a protein of 180 amino acids.
ACGUGUGUCAUUUGUUUGACAUUUGGUUAGUUCAGGCCGUGGAGUUUUUAAUUUUAGUAUUGCGAGUUUGUUGUUUAUAAAUCUGCAUUUUAAUACAAAAAAAAAAGAAUAUGAAGAGGCUUAGUGAUGAACGAGCCAAAAUUCUUUUUGAAAAGUUGUCCAAAUACAUUGGCACCAAUGUAAAGCAACUAAUUGACCGCCCGGAUGGAACAUAUUGCUUCCGCGAACAUAGAGAUCGUGUGUACUACGUAUCCGAACGCAUACUAAAAUUAUCUGAAUGUUUUGGUCCUGAAAAGCUUGUUUGCGUAGGUACUUGCUUCGGAAAAUUCUCCAAAACAAACAAAUUGAAAUUUCAUAUUACUGCACUAUACUACCUGGCACCAUACGCCCAAUAUAAAGUUUGGGUCAAGCCAUCAUUUGAACAACAGUUCCUCUAUGGCAAUCAUAUACCAAAAUCAGGUCUAGGUCGUAUCACCGAAAAUGCCGGCCAGUAUCAAGGUGUGGUGGUUUACUCUAUGAACGAUUUGCCUUUAGGAUUUGGUGUACUAGCGCGUUCUACGACUGAAUGUAAAACUGCAGAUCCGAUGACCACAGUUUGCUUCCAUCAGUCAGAUAUUGGAGAAUAUAUACGAUCAGAAGAUACGCUUUUUUAGUGUAGACUGUAUUUUGUUUUAGAUAAUAAAUAAUUUAGAUGUAUAAUAAAAGAAAAAUACUUCG